AGUAGAGCCAGAGCAGUGCACACAACUGACUUGAGUUUUUAGUAGAAGAAAAUUUAUAAAGUGAACAAACAACAGCUAAACGGCAGUGUACAAAAUAUAACCACGAGUCGAUAUAUCGACGAGGCCCACAAUUAAAAACGCAAAUUUGGCGACAUUUUCGUACGGGUUACUCUGAGGCAGGCAACAAGUAGAACACUUUUUUUUUGAAGUCUACGUAAAUCAUACAAAAUCCAGAGCAAAGAUGAGCGGCGAGCGUCCGAAGCGUCCAUUGUCAGCGUACAUGCUGUGGCUGAACGAGAACCGCGAACAGAUCAAAAAGGAAAAUCCCGGCAGCAAGGUCACAGAUAUAGCCAAGCGAGGCGGCGAGCUGUGGCGCGGCUUGAAAGACAAAACUGAAUGGGAACAGAAAGCCAUCAAAAUGAAGGAGGAUUACAAUAAGGCGGUAAAGGAGUAUGAGGCAAAUGGCGGCACCGAUUCCGGUGCGCCCAAGAAGCGAAAGAAGAUGGCCGCCAAGCCCGCCAAGAAGGCCAAGAAGAAAGAGUCCUCCGAGGAGGACGAUGACGACGAGAGCGAGUAAAUACACACUGGCCGCGUUCGCAUCAGUUUUAAAAUACAUUUUACUAAUGUAAUUUUUUAAGUGACAUAAAACAAAUGAAAACAAAUUAAGAAAACAGAAAAAAAAACUAAAAAAAAAAAACAAAACAAACAAAAAAACAAAACCUUAAACCUUUAAAUAUGCACUUAAACAAACAAAAAACAAACAACAACAACAAAAACACACCAAGAACCCUAAUAUAAGUUAAAAAUAUAAUUUUCAGUCAAACACAAACAAAAAACAACAAAAAAAAACAUAAAAACAAAAAACUAGCAACUGUUUCUUUAUAGGUUUAUACGCAUGUAUGUAUGUAUGUAUCAACAGCAACUAUUUCAUUCGAAUGCGUUUCUCAAAUUCCUCAUACGCCAGGUCGGCCUGGCCACACAUCGUUGCAUCUGUAAAUUGAGGUUUAUUAUUUCUUAUUUUUACAUUUUUAUUUUAUUUUCAUUUGAUUUUUUUUUUCGUUCUUUCACGGCAUCUAAUGUAAAUGUUUAUGCAUAGCGUUCCACAGUUUUGUAGGAGAGGCGCUGGGUAAAAUCAUCUCAUGAUGCGCAGACUCCAGAGAAUUAAUCGAUUCGCCGUUGUUUGCGUCCAGCGCUAUCCUUAUUCGUCCUUUUAGCAGACGUUCUCACUUUAAUUACAUACAAUUAAUACAAGUUUAAAAACCACAAUCCAACAAGUUAUAUAUACAUUUUAAUAUAUACAUAAGUAUAUAUAUGUAAUUUAAAAGAUAAAAAAAAAACAAA
Messenger RNA from Drosophila navojoa, 1341 nucleotides. RefSeq names its product HMG protein Z (gene HmgZ). Gene Ontology annotation, biological process: regulation of transcription by RNA polymerase II. The record is from RefSeq and is a predicted model, not a curated record. Lineage: Eukaryota; Metazoa; Arthropoda; Insecta; Diptera; Drosophilidae.